This is a messenger RNA of Exserohilum turcica Et28A, 852 nucleotides long. Its product is annotated as polysaccharide lyase family 3 protein. Bases 1 to 852 code for a protein of 283 amino acids. Lineage: Eukaryota; Fungi; Ascomycota; Dothideomycetes; Pleosporales; Pleosporaceae. Gene Ontology annotation, molecular function: pectate lyase activity. The transcript has 3 exons. Gene Ontology annotation, cellular component: extracellular region. The record is from RefSeq and is a predicted model, not a curated record. Gene Ontology annotation, biological process: pectin catabolic process.
AUGAUCUCCCAAGUCGCUCUCUUAUUAUCGCUCGUCGCCAACAUGGCGGCUGCGCACACUCUGGAUAUCCCUACCCGAUCUGGCGACAUCAUCGCACUGCCCAAGCCUAGCGUCAUCACUGGAUACGAGGAUUUUGGCAACAAGGAGUUCGACCGUGGCCACCCAUGCAACUCGGAUGACGAUACUGGCAGCGAGAAUGCUGUUUUCAUCCUCCAAGAUGGCGCGUCCAUCUCCAAUGUCAUUAUUGGUGCUGACUCGCUUGAAGGCGUUCACUGCUUGGGCUCUUGCAACCUGACCAACGUCUGGUUCCGUGAUGUCUGCGAAGAUGCAAUCUCCAUCCUUGGCCCUGGUGAUUCUCUCAUUGUCGGCGGGGGAGCACAAAACGCUAUUGACAAAGUUGUCCAGCACAAUGGUCCUGGAAGUGUUACCAUCCGCAACUACACCGUCGUCAAUGCCGGUAAGCUCUACCGCUCGUGCGGUGACUGCACCAACAACAGCAAGAAGUCUCCCCGUAAAGUCAUUGUCGAGAAUGUCAGGGCCUUUGGCCUGACCUCUGACUUGAUUGGCAUCAACUCCAACUUCGGUGAUACUGCAACGAUCAGCGGCUCUUGCGGAAGCACCAAAAUGGUCUGUGGAGAGUACAAGGGCGUCGACAAGGGUAACGGCAAAAGCGAGAGGAUCUCCACCCAGGACCAAUGCAACGGUGAGCAGGGCAAACUCCAGAAGCUCCCAGAUACCCAGGCUGCCGCUACCACUCUCGUCACCAAGGCCUAUGCUGAGCCAACUCCUGUUAAGUCAGCUCCUGCCGAGCCAACUCGUGUAGAGUCAACUCCUACCGAGUAUGAUAUGUAA